Molecule: messenger RNA, 2839 nt
Organism: Salvelinus sp. IW2-2015
Lineage: Eukaryota; Metazoa; Chordata; Actinopteri; Salmoniformes; Salmonidae
Product: transmembrane protein 198
Biological process (GO): positive regulation of canonical Wnt signaling pathway
Cellular component (GO): cytoplasmic vesicle; plasma membrane
Source: RefSeq, a predicted model, not a curated record
GCCUGCUGAUGCGAUAUGUCUCCUCUGUACACCCUGGACGCUCAUAUUAUUUUUGUCGGCAGCACUCUGCAAAGCMUCGAAUGUGGAUUGGACGAAGAUGUAGGAUAUAUCUCUAAAAUGAUGCUAUACAAGUAUAGUAUAUGUUAUAUAAUGUAGACUAGUCACGGUAUAUUUUUUGAAUUAGGCUACAGUUGUUUUGUGUGCCUGGCUACRUUGGAUUACCUGGAGUAGCUAGAAUCAUCGGUCGCGCCCUUGUGGGCUUUGACUGUCUAUCCUAUUCAUAGGGGGUGAGUAUCAAAAUGAGGGAUGCUGAAGGAGUCGUUUUUGGACAAGAUGCGGACAGAAUGGUUGGGGCAGUGCUUCGUAGGAUGCUGAGGCUUUUCGAUGGUGGAUUCUUGUGGAUGGGAAAUGCUCCCUAAUCUUCCCUGCCCUACUCCUCCCUCUCCUGAAAACCCCAAUCCCUCCAUCUCUCGUUCUCACUUUCUCCAUCACUCCAUCACUCUCUGGUCGCCAUGACGUCCACGCUGCAAACGCUGGGGCUCAAACUGGCCCCGCCCCCUCAGGACCUAAACCCUGAGCGGUUGGACGGCUGCGAGGAGACGGGCCGGCGCUAUAAAGUGGUUCCAUCCGUCGUGUGCUCCAUGUGUUGCCUCUUCGGCAUCAUCUACUGCUUCUUUGGGUACCGUUGUUUCAAGGCGGUGAUGUUCCUGACGGGCCUGAUGUUCGGCUCCAUCGUCAUCUUCAUGUUGUGUUAUAAGGAGCGCGUCCUGGACACCCAGCUCAGUGUUGAGGCCUCUGUGGGCAUCGGCCUGGGCAUCGGCACCCUCUGCGGCCUGGUCACCAUGCUGGUUCGCUCCGUGGGUCUCUUCAUGGUGGGUCUCCUCCUGGGCCUCUUGGUGGCUGUGGCUACCCUGGUGGGCAUGGAAGAGCUGUCGAACAGCCCCCCGAGGUCGGUCUGGGUCCCCCUGGGGGUGCUGCUUGGCCUGGGCAUGCUGUUUGCCGUUCUCACCCUCCAAUGGCAGCGUUUCUUCACCACCGUGUCCACGGCCGUGUUCGGGGCAGCGGUGAUCACCGUGGCGCUGGACUACUUUGUGGAGCUGUUUGCCCUGGUGUUGUACCUGUAUGAGAGGGUGAAAGCAGCGCCCAGAGGGAGACCCGUCUGCUGGAUCACCUGGGUGGUGCUGGGGGUGUGGCCUGUUCUGACGCUCCUGGGGGUGCUAAUACAGUGGAAGGUGACAGCAGAGGGAUACUCCCACACCAAGGUGAUAAUCAGUCGUCAGCAGCGGCGGGUCCAGCUGAUGCGUAUCCGUCAAAAGGAGGAGCGGAGGGACCGCAGCAGGAAGAAGAAGAACAAGCAACAGAGAGACUCCACCCACAGCUCUCACCCUCCCAAACCCCUGCACCCCGAGCCCGCCUAUCGCAGGAAACCCAACCCUAUACGACGCUUUGACGGGGACGUCCUAUCGCCUAGUUACAUCCAGAGUUUCCGGGACAGGCAGGUGGAGGCUAGGCCGUAUCCUGGAGGGGGCAGACUGAUGGGGGGAGGAGGGGCUCACACCAGUGUGGAUGUGGACUAUGACUGUGGCUCCACCACGCCCCUCACUGCGGCUGCAGGCCCCUUACUACGAGUCUGAACACUCCCCUAACCACUGGUCCGACCACACCCCCAAAAACCUGUACAGCAGUAUGAAUCUGGCAGCCACAUCACACCCCCAAAAGGUGUGACCACACCCGCAACCCACCUGUGCUGCAGUAUUGUUCCGACCACACCCUUAAACGGUGUGACCACACCGCCGUAGGCCUGUAUUGCAGUAUAGGUCUGACUGACCACUCCCCCACCACAAUGCUGGAGCCAAUCAGAGUAUGUGAAUAGUAAAGGCCUGAGCUCCUUUUUCUGUUUCACACGCACACCAGCCACAUGCAUGAAAAUACUGUACACACAUCCACAAACACUGCAGUGGAACUGGAUCUGGUGAAAAGAGAGAGAAAUACAGGGCCUCUAACUGGAUGGACAGAUAACCGUUACCCGAGGCUUCUCUCUCCAGCCAGUCUCCAUCAGGACACAGUUUAAAGAAGCAUGGCUCAGGUUUCGAACGAGGCAUCGUUUUACCAUGGACACCGGAUUACAAUCCUCUCUCUUCAGGAUUUUAAAAAGAUUUUAAAAGUGUGUCUAUAACUUGGCCGUCUUAAUUCUUCAAAUCAUUCUCUGUCGUCAACAGGCAGUUCCUUUGUACUGCAUUUCUACGGUUCCAUCCUUCUAUGGAGUUGGGACCUUCUGAUGAGAACUGACUAGUAAUACACACCCCUGCUCUGUGCCAUGCCAGCCCGACAACAGAUCACCUCCUGGGAAGGAGAAGAAUAUGUGUCUUUUAAGAGGAAGCAUUAUGCGUUCUUGGUGCUGGACGAUAUCCGUCUUUGGAAAGCAGUUUGAACUCCCCCUUCUUUAACUGAAGUUGGGAGAUCCGGUGGAUUUAUGGGUGCCUUGUGAUUGCCCUUACUUGGACUGUACCAUUCAGCGGUGGGAUAGGGGUUAUUGGCAGUGGUCACUGACUGAGAGAUGUGAGAGACUAUAUGAUAACGUGAUAUAUUAUUAUAGUGACAGGCAACAAAGUUGUUGCGAUAGGAAUGAGGGUAGGCCUAUGUCUAGCAGAAGAACAACAGUGAACCAAUCAGGGAGCAAGUAAGGAAACAGUGGAUGGCGAUUGGUCUAACCUGCCCGAGGCGCUACCAAAAGGAACACUACAGGAAGUCAGCACAGGGUCAGUAAAGAGUUCAAAACAGAAAGGGGCCAGAAUAAACGAUCGACCAAUACAACGAGAGUAUUGACCGCUCCCCAUCC